AAUUAGUGAAUACACUGCAUCUCUCUGCAGUGGAGAGAAGCGACAAGGUAGGCUGUCAUUCUGCAAAAGCUGCCCGGAACAGGCUUUCCUCUGAAAAGCAGUGCCGUUCCUUUUUAGAAAGACUGAAUCUAAAUGUUGUCUCUGGAGACAAGAAGCCUUCAGUAUGUUAAAUUACUUUCAUUAUGUAUUUUCAGAUGCUUAUUGAUUCCACAGUAGGAAGAGUGAGAGACUGCAGCAGCCUCUAAGCAGCACUACAUGUUCCAUACAUUAGCAGUACUGCUGAAACAAUGGCACACUACAGACACAUAUUUUCAUUAAGGUCAUUUUCGAAGAGAUGUUUAUGACCCUCUUCCCCCAGUCCUCUACUAACAAGUGAACAAAAUGAAUCAAUCCAAACUGGAAAUGCUUCAACUACAUCAAGAAUUUAUCAAAUCUUUAGCAGAGGGCCGAUAGCAGCUAAUUCAGUAUUUACAACUGACAAUAUGAAGAAUGCAAUUGACUGAGCAUCUCCCUAGCUGUCUGAACUACGAACUGCAAGAUGUUCUUGUAACACGACUUUAAGACAUUAAGGAGUUAAAACCAGGGAAUAGGUCUACAUUACUGAUGGAAUAUAAAAAAUCAACUGUAUCCUAAGAAGAUGCUACAUAAAAUAACCACAAAAAGAAAAACAAUAUAACUGUAAAAGCCUGAAAAGAAUUUUUAAAAGGGGAAGUUUAUACUUGCAUAUACCAGAAUUGUGGAAGUUACUGAUUCCGGAAGACAUAAUGAAAUAUGAAUUUCCAAAAAGAAAAGAAAAUACUUUAUCAGCACACAAAAGGAAGAUUUAGGAAGUGUUUUCUGCACUAAAUAUUCAGAUAUUCAUAUCAAUUGGUAUGACUAAUGGAUUCUUCUAUCUGACUUUUAUGACCAAUUAUGUAUCCUCUUCUAAUGAAAACAAAAUUAAACAGCAGAUGGUUUUUAUCAAAAGGACAUGGCCUGGAUUUAUAAUAUAAAGCAAGUUAUGUGAUCAAGAAAUCAUUUCAAAAUAGUGAGCACUGCUAUUAAAAACAGAUUUACAAUGGUAACAAAAGGAUGUCUAAAUAUAUUUUAGAAGCUACAAACCUUAUGUUUCCUUUUUUGUUUUCACAUAUUCUGGAAAAUAAAGAAAUAUUAUCAUGUACUCCAUCAAAGGGAAACAUAAUUCCUAUCAUCUGAGGAAAUUCCUCUUGGCCGUGACUUUUUAAAGCAAAACAAAUACAAAUAUUAUGUACUGUUCUUUAGAAAUCCAACAGCCAACUAAAUCUCAUAAUGCAUGCAGUUGAAGUAUUGGAGAGAAAACGAAAGAAUUCCUACAAGACAUGAAAUAAAACACAGCUACUUCACUGUUGUCAGGGAAAAAAACCAACUGCUCCAAAAGAAUGUGUUUUUCUCCCAUUCUGGAAAUCAACAUGCAGUCUGAAUCUAACAUUACAGUGCGAGAUGACAUUGAUGACAUCAACACCAAUAUGUACCAACCACUAUCAUAUCCGUUAAGCUUUCAAGUGUCUCUCACCGGAUUUCUUAUGUUAGAAAUUGUGUUGGGACUUGGCAGCAACCUCACUGUAUUGGUACUUUACUGCAUGAAAUCCAACUUAAUCAACUCUGUCAGUAACAUUAUUACAAUGAAUCUUCAUGUACUUGAUGUAAUAAUUUGUGUGGGAUGUAUUCCUCUAACUAUAGUUAUCCUUCUGCUUUCACUGGAGAGUAACACUGCUCUCAUUUGCUGUUUCCAUGAGGCUUGUGUAUCUUUUGCAAGUGUCUCAACAGCAAUCAACGUUUUUGCUAUCACUUUGGACAGAUAUGACAUCUCUGUAAAACCUGCAAACCGAAUUCUGACAAUGGGCAGAGCUGUAAUGUUAAUGAUAUCCAUUUGGAUUUUUUCUUUUUUCUCUUUCCUGAUUCCUUUUAUUGAGGUAAAUUUUUUCAGUCUUCAAAGUGGAAAUACCUGGGAAAACAAGACACUUUUAUGUGUCAGUACAAAUGAAUACUACACUGAACUGGGAAUGUAUUAUCACCUGUUAGUACAGAUCCCAAUAUUCUUUUUCACUGUUGUAGUAAUGUUAAUCACAUACACCAAAAUACUUCAGGCUCUUAAUAUUCGAAUAGGCACAAGAUUUUCAACAGGGCAGAAGAAGAAAGCAAGAAAGAAAAAGACAAUUUCUCUAACCACACAACAUGAGGCUACAGACAUGUCACAAAGCAGUGGUGGGAGAAAUGUAGUCUUUGGUGUAAGAACUUCAGUUUCUGUAAUAAUUGCCCUCCGGCGAGCUGUGAAACGACACCGUGAACGACGAGAAAGACAAAAGAGAGUCUUCAGGAUGUCUUUAUUGAUUAUUUCUACAUUUCUUCUCUGCUGGACACCAAUUUCUGUUUUAAAUACCACCAUUUUAUGUUUAGGCCCAAGUGACCUUUUAGUAAAAUUAAGAUUGUGUUUUUUAGUCAUGGCUUAUGGAACAACUAUAUUUCACCCUCUAUUAUAUGCAUUCACUAGACAAAAAUUUCAAAAGGUCUUGAAAAGUAAAAUGAAAAAGCGAGUUGUUUCUAUAGUAGAAGCUGAUCCCCUGCCUAAUAAUGCUGUAAUACACAACUCUUGGAUAGAUCCUAAAAGAAACAAAAAAAUUACCUUUGAAGAUAGUGAAAUAAGAGAAAAAUGUUUAGUGCCUCAGGUUGUCACAGACUAGAGAAAAGUCUAAGUUUCACCAAAUCCACAUUCAAAUGAGUUUUAAAUUUAAAUUGUAAAAACUGAUAUUACUGCCAAAUAUAAGAAAAAUAUUUUAAGUAUUGGUUAUGUUGUAAAUUCUCAAUGUGAAUGUCAAUUAGAUAGGUCAUAUAUAUUCAAUUUCUUCAUUACUUAAUGUAUUUGUUGCAUGGCAGUUUGUUAGAGUACUAUCAUGUGUAUAUUUUGUCAAUAUUAUGUCCAACAGAAAAUAUUCAUGUAAGUCAUAUUUUUUAAGGAAUAAAUACAUAGCCUUAAAACAGUGUAUAACUUUAAAAUGUAACUGACAUAGGUAUCCUUGCUUUAUUUUUUAAGUUAAAAUGCAUUGUUUCUAAGCCACAAACUACAGAUAUAUUUAGAUUACAACUGGAGUAGCAUUUUAAUCUAAAAACCAAAAUUAUGGGCUCAAAACAAUCCAGUAUUUUCCAUACCACUAUGCUAUGUUUCCUGGUAUAGUGUAUUUGCUAUAUUUGAUGCAUCAAAAAUAAUUAAGUACGUAUGAAGCUUUAUUCUUUUAAAUGUAAAAAAUCAUAGAAUUUAUCAAAAUUUUAAAAUUAAUGAACCAAAAAAACCUCUGUAUACACACCAAAAUAGAGAAACUUUAAAAUUCAUGUUUACUAGGAAAAAAAAGAUUGAUUUUCUAAGUUCAAGGACAGUAUGCCUAUAAUAUACAAAUGAAAUGAAAAUAAAGGGAAGGAAGAAUACUAAAACACCAGCCUCUUUCUUCCUUCCUCACUUUGCUUAAGUCUAAGCCAAAUGCUCUGGAUUAAUAUAGUGCAAUGAUUUAAAAAAAAAAAAAAAAAAGAACAGUUCAUCAAAAUAAGCUGACUUCCUAACUUUAUUCAACUCAGCUCUUUUGUAUAAUAGAAAGUUAACUACCCAAAUC
Messenger RNA from Gorilla gorilla gorilla (western lowland gorilla), 3620 nucleotides. It is a transcript of the gene GPR22, whose product is annotated as G protein-coupled receptor 22. Gene Ontology annotation, molecular function: G protein-coupled receptor activity; peptide binding. The transcript is spliced from 3 exons. The coding region runs from base 1398 to 2699 and encodes 433 amino acids. The record is from RefSeq and is a predicted model, not a curated record. NCBI's taxonomy places the organism in Eukaryota, Metazoa, Chordata, Mammalia, Primates, Hominidae. Gene Ontology annotation, biological process: cellular response to hormone stimulus; G protein-coupled receptor signaling pathway. Gene Ontology annotation, cellular component: plasma membrane.